CACAGAACUGCCCGGUCCUGCCCGCUGGGGAGCGUCUCCAUUAACAAUCACCAUGACACUGUCACUGCUCUGCUCCCUUUUCCUACUCGCUGCCCCAUCAGGUGUCCUCUCCCAGGUGCAGCUGGUCCAGUCCGGCCCAGGAGCGGUGAAGCCCGGGGAGACCCUCACGCUGAGCUGCGUUGUCUCGGGUUACACCAUCACCAGUGGUUACAGCUGGCACUGGGUCCGGCAGCCCCCAGGGAUAGGGCUGGAGUGGCUGGGACGGGGAUAUUACAGCGGUUCCACCUGGAACACGAACUACGCCUCCUCCUUCCAGAGCCGAAUCACCAUCUCCACUGACUCCUCCAAGAACCAGUUCUCGCUGCAGCUCCGCUCGCUGACAGCUGCAGACACCGCCGUGUAUUACUGCACCAGAGACACACUCCGGCUCCAGGAGUCCGGCCCGGGGGUGCUGAAGCCCGGAGAGACGCUCACACUCACCUGCACUGUCACCGGGGGCACCGUCACCAGCAGCUCCUACUGGAACUGGAUACGCCAGCCCCCGGGCCAGGGGCUGGAGUGGAUGGGGUACUGGACCGGGAGCACAAGGUACAACCCGUCUCUCCAAGGCCGAAUCACCAUCUCCGUGGAUUCCUCCAACACCAAAUAUUAUCUGCGGCUGAGCUCGCUGACAGCUGCAGACACCGGCACCUAUUACUGCGCCAGACACACAGUGACACAGAGCAGAGCAGGGACCGUACAAAAAGGGGAACCCGGGGAGACCCUCAGUAUCACUUGUAAAGUCUCUGGAGUCUCCAUCAGCAGCUACUAUUGGAGCUGGGCCCGGCAUUGGUAUCGGCAGGUCCCAGGGAAAGCACCGGAGUGGCUGGGUCUGAUAUUCUGGGAUGGGGACACGCGCUACGCCCCAUCCCUCCAAGGCCGAACCAGCAUCUCUGCAGACACCGCCAGGAACCAGUUCUCGCUGCAGCUCCGCUCGCUGACAGCUGCAGACACCGGCACCUAUUACUGCGCCAGAGAGACACGGUGA
Messenger RNA from Mauremys mutica (yellowpond turtle), 1027 nucleotides. RefSeq lists its product as uncharacterized. The coding region runs from base 53 to 1027 and encodes 324 amino acids. The record is from RefSeq and is a predicted model, not a curated record. Gene Ontology annotation, cellular component: immunoglobulin complex, circulating; external side of plasma membrane; blood microparticle. NCBI's taxonomy places the organism in Eukaryota, Metazoa, Chordata, Testudines, Geoemydidae. The transcript is spliced from 5 exons. Gene Ontology annotation, molecular function: antigen binding; immunoglobulin receptor binding. Gene Ontology annotation, biological process: complement activation, classical pathway; B cell receptor signaling pathway; phagocytosis, recognition.